AUGAACACACAGCAGAGUUUUGAGGCUCUCUCGGAGAGAGCCGUCGCUGUCGUUGUUGAUCCGAUUCAGAGCGUAAAGGGCAAGGUAGAUUCUCGAUUGCCCUCGUGAAUUCUCGCAGGUCGUCAUUGAUGCUUUCAGACUAAUUAACCCGAACCUGGUGAUCGCAAAUCAAGAACCAAGGCAAACCACGUCGAACUUAGGGCAUUUAAAUAAGCCCUCUAUCCAGGCUCUCAUUCAUGGCUUAAACCGACAUUACUACUCGUUGCCAAUCAAUUACCGCAAAAAUAAGUGGGAGCAGACGGUAAAAAACCUCCGCACAUUAUUCUUUUAGAUGCUCAUGAACCUUGACAAACAUACAUGGCAGGCAGGACUAGCUUUAUCGGACUACCCCACCCACUGCAAUGCGAAUCACAAAACUCUAUUACACGUUUUGGAUCUUGUAAAGGCCUACAACAAGGUGAGUAAUCUGUUACAUUUAAUAGAUUUUUUUAAAGUCGUUGGAAGAUGAAGAAAAAAUGACACCAGAGCAGCUGGCUAUCAAGAAUGUGGGCAAAAUGGUUAGUCUUUUUUUCUACUCUAAUUUAUGUACCAGGACCCAAAACGUCAUUUGGAGGAAAAUGUCGACGAACUUAUUACCAAUAAUAUUACACAAGGAUUAGGCGCGAUGCUCCAUUCGCUUGUAUAUAAUUAA
Molecule: messenger RNA, 691 nt
Organism: Spirometra erinaceieuropaei
Lineage: Eukaryota; Metazoa; Platyhelminthes; Cestoda; Diphyllobothriidea; Diphyllobothriidae
Source: the annotation of a GenBank genome assembly